This is a messenger RNA of Tachyglossus aculeatus (Australian echidna), 1401 nucleotides long. Its product is annotated as olfactory receptor 14A16-like. The transcript is spliced from 8 exons. Bases 1 to 1401 code for a protein of 466 amino acids. Gene Ontology annotation, molecular function: odorant binding; G protein-coupled receptor activity; olfactory receptor activity. Lineage: Eukaryota; Metazoa; Chordata; Mammalia; Monotremata; Tachyglossidae. Gene Ontology annotation, biological process: G protein-coupled receptor signaling pathway. Gene Ontology annotation, cellular component: membrane. The record is from RefSeq and is a predicted model, not a curated record.
AUGACACUGCAGCACAGCACAGGCGAUCAGCAUCAUCUCCCCAAAAUGACCAACAUCUCCACGGUGGCUGAAUUCCUCCUCCAGGGGUUCUCUGACAUCCGGGAGCUGCAGCUGCUCCAUGCCACGCUGUUCGUCCUUAUCUACCUAGUGGCCCUUCUGGGGAAUCUCCUCAUUAUUGCUGUCACCACACUCGACCAGCGUCUCCACACCCCCAUGUACUUCUUUCUUAAGAACUUGUCCUUCAUUGAUCUCUGCUACAUUUCUACCACGGUACCCAAAUCCAUUGUCAACUCCUUGAGCAGUGACAGCUCCAUCUCCUUUCUGGGUUGUGUCUCACAGCUCUUCCUACUGGUCUUGUUUGGUGCUUCAGAGCUUUGUGUCGUCACUGCAAUGUCUUAUGACCGCUAUGCUGCCAUCUGCUCCCCCCUGCGUUAUGUGCUCAUCAUGAACAAAACAGCCCGUAUGCACAUGGCAGCAGCAUCGUGGCUCAGUGGAGGUCUGUUUGGAGUCUUGUUUUCAGCUUCUACUUUCUCCUUGAACUUUUGUGGAUCCAAUGCUGUCCAGCAGUUCUUCUGUGACGUCCCCCCUCUGCUGAAGAUCUCCUGCUCUGAAGUCCACAUUGCCAUUGAUGUGAGUGUGGCUGCUGCAUUCGUCUUGGAUGCCGUCUGCUUCACUUACGUCACCCUCUCCUAUGUCUUCAUCUUCUCAGCCGUGCUGAGGAUCCCGUCCUCCGAGGGCCGAACCAAAGCCUUCUCCACCUGCCUGCCCCAUCUCACUGUCAUCAUUAUUUUUCUCUUUACCGGAGCAUUUGCCUAUCUCAAACCACCCUCAGACUCCCCCUCGGCUCUGGAUCUGUUGGUUUCCAUGUUCUACACUGUGGUGCCCCCCACUGUGAACCCGGUUAUCUACAGCCUGAGGAACAGGCACCUGAAGGCUGCCCUGGGCAGGAUCCUACGGGGACAUUCCCCCAGCAUCCAUGCUGCAACAAAAUGCCUGUGUCCAUGUACCGAUAAUCCCCUACCCGCCCUUAAAGGAGGAAUUGCCAUUGGACAUAUCCAUAUAUAUCCCACUGAACCAGAGUCCCAAAGAAGAACCAGCUGCACCCAGGAACUGGAGUGGACAGAGGCCCAUCUCUACUCAGCCGAGCUCUUCCUGGUGGUCCUGCUUGCCGCUUCAGAGUUAUUUGUCCUCACUGCAAUGUCUUAUGACCGCUAUGCCGCCAUCUGCACUCCCCUGCGCUAUGUGCUCAUCAUGAACAAAACAGCUUACUCGCCCUCGGCUCUGGAUCUGGUGGUUUCCAUGAUCUACAGUGUGGUGCCCCCCACUGUGGGCUUUCAGGAAGCACAAUGUCAUCACUUCAGCCAGGAGUUUGUCCUGGACGUCAGAAUAAGUUUCUGGUGA